AAAUCAUCUGUAAAAAUGCAGGAAGCAGAUUUGAUGACGAAAGUAGUAUCAGGUCACCGCAACACAUCGUUUACUUGCAGAACAAAGUCUGCGCAAACCUGGUUUCAGAGAAAUUCUGCAACUGGUUUGUGACUGGUUUGGAGCGGACUUUGUAAUGCUGAGGUUUGACCUGCCCCAACUCGGUCAUUGUAUGCGAACAGCCUUUUUCUUUUACCCAAUCCUUUCGUAUGUCUUCAUCAAUUCAAGGUCAGCCUUCUGUCAACGGGCUGAAAAUCGUUGUGGCGGCAGAUGGCUCAGAUAUUGCCAAACAAGCCAUUGACUAUGCGGCCAACUUGUGUCAAAAGUUAUCUGUACCACAUCUGUUGCAAGUCCUUUACGUGACGGGCGUAAACCCGUGUAGCAUACCGUUUCUCGAUACACUGGAUAGAUUCAAUAACAGAGAUAUCGAACGUGACGCGCAAAACCACUUGGACGAUCUGAAAUUCUUCAUGUCCAAAUACGACGAUAUUGUGAACUACACUAUUCGCACAGAAAAGGAGCAACGGGCGGUGGAGUACAUUAUUACGGAUUAUGUGAAUGAGAAUCCACCAGAUAUGUUGGUGCUAGGAUCAUCGAACCGCGAAGGGAUUCAAAAGUAUGUUUUAGGAUCGGUCAGUGAUUACUGCCUCCAUCACUGUCAUUGUCCAGUCACCAUUAUCAAGCACAAUGUCCAAGGUUCACCAACCAAAUCCGAAUAAAAACCCAAAUUCGCAUUAAAAAAGCAAAAACAAAAUGGAAGAAGAGGAAAAGUCUCCAUGAAUGUGAAAGAAGGAAUGGGGUGACACAAGAUCAGUCCACGUUGACAUGUUUAUUGGCUUUCGUAUUCUCGGACAAAAUAGGCUUGCACGGCUUGUUUAGUCUCUUGCUUCAGAUGCGCCACAUCUUGCGCUGAAUACCUUUGGCUCAAUAAUUGCGUUACCUAGCACAAUCUGUGUUUAGUUAUCGUAUGAUU
Messenger RNA from Radiomyces spectabilis, 991 nucleotides. RefSeq lists its product as uncharacterized. Lineage: Eukaryota; Fungi; Mucoromycota; Mucoromycetes; Mucorales; Radiomycetaceae. The coding region runs from base 228 to 737 and encodes 169 amino acids. The transcript has 4 exons. The record is from RefSeq and is a predicted model, not a curated record.